AUGGAGCCUGAAACUUUACUUGUAAAGCAAGAAGACAUGGAAAAAAGCGACAGUCCUGUCGAAACAAGCAUAAAUGAAGAAAAUAUAGCCGAGAAACUAAAUGAAAAUAAUGUUGAAAUUGAUGUCAUGUCCAUUGUAGCAAGCCAGCCAGCCGUUGUCGUUCCUGUACCGUUUGUCCCCGACUUAACUUUGUUUAGUUAUGAAGUUCAACAAGGCUAUAGGAUAGUUCGUGAACUAUUAUCAGACCAGUAUAAAUCUAUAAUAUAUCCAUUUCUACAGCCAGUCGAUGUGGAAGGCUUAAAUUUGUGGGAUUACCAUGCGAGGAUUGAAACACCAAUGAGUUUCAGCCAAAGUAAGUGAAAGUUGUUCUUUUGUUUCAAUUACGUAUUAUAUAUGUUGAAAAAUACGUUGUUUUCUUCCUAAAAUGCUGUUUUAAAUAUAAUUAUAUAUGUAAAAGUAUCCAUUAGACCAAUUUUUAUUUAUCUCAUUCAUUCACAUUGUGCUUUUAUUUUAUUUCUACUUGUUCAUUCAUUUACAUUCUGUUUAUUUUGUAGCCAUCGUUUGCAACAUUUGACUUUAGGAAAUUGUUUUCAGAACAAGCAAUGAAUUCGCAUGAUUUCAGAAUUACACGUUCAAACUAUACAAGAAAAAUAUAACGAGAACCUAUAUUUUUCGUCUGGUAGUUUGACGCUGCAAAUCCCUCAAUUUGUCUAAACUUAUUUUUAUCUUGUGACCAUCUGUAUUUUGCAAAAUAAACUGUAAAUAUACCGCUCGUGCAGCGAAUAUUUUUGUAGUUUGUGACAGUUACCUGUGUUAAAACUACACAUUUGAGAAUGGUUGCAUAAAUACAUGGAUUUUUUUUUCAUUUUCUAAUUUAAUUAAUUAUAAAUUUUAUUACUAAAGUAUUUUUAUCGAGGUCAGCCAUUACUGACCAUGAAUUUUAGUAUAUAUUUAUGAGAGCAUAGCAGCCGACAAACAGGUCAUUAGUGGGCAGUGGCUACACGGCGAUCGCAAAUUUUGAGACCUAUUAUUCAUCGCUUGAUAUUUUCUUUCAGUUGAAGGUAAAUUCAACAGUUAUGUGUACGAAAGCAUCACAGCAGUUAUCUCAGACGUGAGGUUGAUUUUGGAGAAUUGCUAUCGUUACAACGGAUCUGCACACUGGAUAUCGAAACUCGCUCAUAAACUGGAAAAAAUUCUUGAUCAAAAGUUGGCAUUGUUAAAUAGGUUGGUAUUAACCCAUUCAGCUGCGAAGCUUCCCCGUUGACGAGUAAAAUUGUCUGACAUUAGACAAGUAACAAAAAUAAGCAAGGCGCACUGGAGCGCAUUGCGGCUCAAUGGGUUAACUAGAGACAUCAGAUUUUUUGGUUAAUUAAUUUAACCCGCUGACGAGAGUGAAACAUCCCCGUUGACGAGUAAAAUUGUCUGGCGCUAGACAAGUAAAAAAAAAGUAGGGUACACUGGGGUGCAUUGUGACGCAAUGGGUUAACUGUGGAUUGAGAGGGAUUGCUGCCUGAAAAAUACAACGUAAAAGUUCAAGCAAAGUCCCUCAGCUUAAGGCCUAAAAAAAUAUGUUUUAUUUUUUUUUGCCAACCCAAUUAUUUUUUUCAAUGCGAUUGACUGUACGUCCCUAUUUGUCCAGGUGGUUGCGGGCUGCUCAUACAGCGUGCCAAAAUGGCGUCUGUUGUCACAAUAAUUAUUGAACCAAAUUGCCUAAAUUUGUCCACAGGAAAUAUGCAUCUCUAGUAAUAUUGAUGUCGGGACUUUACUGAAAAUCGCCCAGCAAAAAACCUGCCAAAACCAUGAAAGAAAAAUACUCAAAAAAAAUUUAUUUCCAACUUACCUACCCUAAUUUUUUCACAAUAUGAAACCGGGGCCACAUGUAUUUUUUUAGGCCUAAUUUUAAUGUGUCUAUUUUAUGUUGUUUGUAGAUCACUGAGAGAAAAGGUGACUCUACAUGCAACCAUGGCAUUUAGAAAUAAGAACGAAAUUGUUGCUGAUAUAGAGGAGCCAGGUAAUCAAUCAACUGUCACAAUCCAACUUGUAUUAAAAAUUCUAGUGAUUGUCCGAUUAUUCAUGCCACAAUCUGCCAGAUGCCGAUACUGAUUUAAAAAUGACAUCAUAAUAUCAGUCGACCAAGUAAAGGUGACGUCAUUCAUGUCAAUUAUUAGUGAUAAUUUCCAACGUAACAUGUUACUGCAACCAAAGAUUGUUAAAACCGUUAAUAAAUGGCACGCUUUAAUACAUAUUGCGUUAAAACGCAAUGUGUAUCAAUGUGCAAUGCAUAUAAUUUUUAAAGUGCACAUUUUCUCAACAAUCAGUUUUAGACAAUCGGAAAUAUAGAUAAUUCUACUGAUUCCGAUUGUCUACCGAUAAGGCAAAAAUUGGCCCUAUGCCAAUAGACCCAUUGCAUAUGACGUCACAGCGUCGGUGAUGAUGCAUCUGGAGGACAAAUUAGCAAUCUAUGCAUAAUAUAACUUUUGUAAACAAAGCAAAUUUUGUAAAAGUUUAUUAUAAUUUUGUAUUAAAAUGGUUCAUUUUUGCGCUGUAUGUGGUUGUUGUACCAGAACAGAUAUUGUUAGGGAGCAUCUGGAGGACACUCUAAGGAUUUGUGACGUCAGUGCAAAGGGUCUAAUAGUAUGCUGAUUAUUGGUCAAUCACUAUCAAAUUCACCUUUAUGUUAAUCACAGCGAAAGGUUGCACUUAGUUCCCUUGAGGUAAUAAUUUCUGGUUUUGCUUCAUUAGCAUCAGGUGGCCGUCCUCGGAGGUCGGGUCGUACAAGCUACGUUGUGAAUGGAAUGAAUGCUGAGAAACGUUCAAGUUUAAUGAAUCAUCUUUUGCUGGAAGAGGAAGAGAACCAGCGAGAGAUGAAACGAAUGAAGGAGAAGGAAAAGAAAGAAGCGAACGAGGCGUUGAUGCAGGAAUUGAGCGAAUGGGAGGAUGAAAUAUUCACAAAGAACGUGUUGAAGGAAUUGAGGUCUAUGUGGGAGGUAGGAAUUCAGACAAAAGUUGUUCCUUGUUGGUCCAGUGUUACUACAGGAGGAAACCUAAACUAAACUAGCUUUAUUUAUACUGGAUAACUCUAUCAGUUCUAAAAUUUUUCUCCCUAGAGAUCCAGUAAGAAUCAUCUCUUAUUGAUCCAGUGUUACUACAGGAGGAAACCUAAACUAAACUAACUUUAUUUAUACUGGAUAGUUCUAUCAGUUCUAAACUGUUCUCCCUAGAGGUCCAGUAAGGAUCAUCUCUUAUAGAUCCAAUGUUACUACAGGAGGAAACCUAAACUAAACUAACUUUAUUUAUACUGGAUACCUCUAUCAGUUCUAAACUGUUCUCCCUAGAGAUCCAGUCAGGAUCAUCUCUUAUUGAUCCAGUGUUACUACAGGAGGAAACCUAAACUAAACUAACUUUAUUUAUACUGGAUAGCUCUAUCAGUUCUGAACUGUUCUUCCUAGAAGUCCAGUAAGAAUCAUCUCUUAUUGAUCCAGUGUUACUACAGGAGGAAACCUAAACUAAACUAACUUUAUUUAUACUGGAUAUCUCUAUCAGUUCUAAACUGUUCUUCCUAGAGGCCCAGUAAGGAUCAUCUCUUAUUGAUCCAGUGUUACUACAGGAGGAAACCUAAACUAAACUAACUUUAUAUAUGCUGGAUAGCUCUGUCAGUUCUAAACUGUUCUCCCUAGAGGUCCAGUAAGGAUCAUCUCUUAUUGAUCCAGUGUUACUACAGGAGGAAACCUAAACUAAACUAACUUUAUUUAUACUGGACAGCUCUAUCAGUUCUAAACUGUUCUCCCUAGAAGUCCAGUAAGAAUCAUCUCUUAUUGAUCCAGUGUUACUACAGGAGGAAACCUAAACUACAGUAACUUUAUUUAUACUGGAUAGCUCUAUCAGUUCUAAACUGUUCUCCCUAGAGAUCCAGUCAGGAUCAUCUCUUAUUGAUCCAGUGUUACUACAGGAGGAAACCUAAACUAAACUAACUUUAUUUAUACUGGAUAGCUCUAUCAGUUCUUAACUGUUCUUCCUAGAGGUCCAGUAAGGAUCAUCUCUUAUUGAUCCAGUGUUGCUACAGAGGAAACCUAAACUAAACUAACUUUAUUUAUACUGGAUAACUCUAUCAGUUCUAAACUGUUCUUCCUAGAGGUCCAGUAAGGAUCAUCUCUUAUUGAUCCAGUGUUACUACAAGAGAAAACCUAAACUAAACUAACUUUAUUUAUACUGGAUAGCUCUAUCAGUUCUAAACUAUUUUUCCUAGAUGUCCAGUAAGGAUUAUCUCUUAUUGAUCCAGUGUUACUACAGGAGGAAACCUAAACUAAACUAACUUUAUUUAUACUGGAUAGCUCUAUCAGUUCUUAACUGUUCUCCCUAGAGGUCCAGUAAGGAUCAUCUCUUAUUGAUCCAGUGUUACUACAGAGGAAACCUAAACUAAACUAACUUUAUUUAUACUGGAUAACUCUAUCAGUUCUAAACUGUUCUUCCUAGAGGUCCAGUAAGGAUCAUCUCUUAUUGAUCCAGUGUUACUACAGGAGGAAACCUAAACUAACCUAACUUUAUUUAUACUGGAUAGCUCUAUCAGUUUUAAACUGUUCUUCCUAGAGGUCCAGUAAGGAUCAUCUCUUAUUGAUCCAGUGUUACUACAGGAGGAAACAUAAACUAAACUAACUUUAUUUAUACUGGAUAGCUCUAUCAGUUCUAAACUGUUCUUCCUAGAGGUCCAGUAAGGAUCAUCUCUUAUUGAUCUAGUGUUACUACAGGAGGAAACCUAAACUAAACUAACUUUAUUUAUACUGGAUAGCUCUAUCAGUUCUAAACUGUUCUUCCUAAAGGUCCAGUAAGGAUCAUCUCUUAUUGAUCCAGUGUUACUACAGGAGGAAACCUAAACUAAACUAACUUUAUUUAUACUGGAUAGCUCUAUCAGUUUUAAACUGUUCUUCCUAGAGGUCCAGUAAAGAUCAUCUCUUAUUGAUCCAGUGUUGCCACAGGAGGAAACCUAAACUAAACUAACUUUAUUUAUACUGGAUAGCUCUAUCAGUUCUAAACUGUUCUUCCUAGAGGUCCAGUAAAGAUCAUCUCUUAUUGAUCCAGUGUUGCCACAGGAGGAAACGUGAACUAAACUAACAUUAUUCAUACUGGAUAACUCUAUCAAUUCUAAACUGUUCUUCCUAGAGGUGCGGUCAAGGGUCACCACCCCCCAUUGAUUCAGUGUUUAAAGAUCCUAGCACUUUCCUAACAUGAACGUCGGUUGUUUUGUAGGUAAGAAUAAUCAUGUGUAUGAUUACGCCAAAGGAAACUUAGAAAGUAAUUAUACCAGUUUGGACAUGAGCAAAGUUGAAAGUAAACCAACCUAUGAAUCACUCGUUAAUGUGCAGAGCAAUAUGGUAAAGUUUUCAAUAUUUUUAUUCAAUUUGAAUUUUGUCCAAAAUCUCCAAUAGGUCUCGGCAACAAGGUGGAAAUUUUUUUGGAAUUAAUUGUUUUUUAAUUUUGUAGUAUGAGCAGAUUCCAGUCAAUUGUAACACUCCUGGUGCGUCUGGCGUGAGUGGACAAACACCAAUAGCAGGUACGUUGGAGGAGGAAGGAAGGGAGGAGGAAUGGGGAGUGAGGGAGGUGGGGAGAGAGGUAGGUAAGGAGGGAGGAAGAGAGGAAAUGAAAGGGGAGGAAGGAGAGGUGGAGGGAGGGCGAGUGGGAGGAGGGGGAGAGGAAGAAAGGAGAGUGGGAGGAGGGAAAGAGGAAGGAGAGGGGAGGAAGAAAGGAAGGAGGGAGAAAGAGAGGCAGGGGGGAGAUUGAGGAUGGAGGGAGGGAAGGGAAACAAGAGGAUUAGGAAGAAUAGGAGUAAUGGAUAAAGGAAGGAGGAGCGAAGCGGGCAGAAAGCAAUUGGCGAACGUUAUGCAAAAACAACUCUGUUUCAUCUAGAACCUUUUUAUCAUGUUGUGGACACACUAGAGGGGGCCCAAGAUCCUGGUCAGAUAUGCCAUGACCCUGAUAACUGUGAGACUCGUCGAGAAAUCCCAGGUAGGACUGGUGACGAUAAUCCUGAGAGGGUAUAUAGUACACUGGAGGACGAGGGUGCUCCAGAGAACUUUGGCCGUGAGGUACCUGGGAGAACUGGUGACGACAAUCCUGAGAGGGUAUAUAGUACACUGGAGGAGGAGGAGGAGGAGAGUGCUCCAGAGAACUAUGGCCGUGAAGUACCUGGGAGGACUGGUGACGAUGAUACUGAGAGGGUAUAUAGUGUGUUAGAAGACGAGGCUGCCGAGUCAGAUUAUUUGACAAUACUGCCAGAAAAGUCAGAUUAUGAACAGCCAAUCAACCCGCCCAUGUCUCAUGCUUGA
Paramuricea clavata is the source of this 6320-nucleotide messenger RNA. The record is from the annotation of a GenBank genome assembly. Lineage: Eukaryota; Metazoa; Cnidaria; Anthozoa; Malacalcyonacea; Plexauridae.